UACCGUACAAAACCUAUCUGGGACGCUGCGACUCAACAUUAACGGGCUGCUACCUACAAGGUGAACCGACCAGGUGAAACUCGGGACUUGGGUCACAUCUUCUGCUCAGAAAACACAUUUCUACUCCCUGGACGUCCGCAGUGGUUGGGAUUUUCACAUUGUUAGCGGCGUGUCUAUGUUUCUACUGCGACUGUUCACACGUCUGUGUUUGCAAAAAUUAAAAUAAUUUUUUUUUUUUAAAUAUUCACAACCCGAUGACAGUGAAGGAGAAGGUACGCUUAGCGUUAAGCUUAUCGCUGAAUCAAAUUUCACAUUCUGUUCUACGGUCGUGUCGGAGCUAGGCAUGUUGUGAUUGUACUGAUUGUACUGAACUGGAGGAAAAUGAUCAUGGGUUCGUACCCCGCUGGAAAAACUGCAUAGCCGUGUACAUAAAUAUAUUUAUAGCCCCGUUCUCACUCUUCAUUUGAGGUUUGCGAAGACAGGCUAAGAUUAGGGAUACAUCAACGCUUCUCCGCAGACGGCUGGAAUAUACAAACCCAGGACACAAACUUGGCUGGAAUAUACAAACCCAGGACACAAACUUAGCUGGAAUAUACAAACACCAAAGCCGGCAAUGAUGUCUGUGGUUGAAGGACAUAUGGCCGCCUAUUCCCAAGGCCCAUUAAGGCCAAUACCAAUCCACCUUCCGAGACCGGCUGGAUUAGACUUCCGCAUACCGGCAAACAUUCCCAGCGAAAAAACGGUCAAGCCUCGUCCUGCCCUGUGGAACCCUGCCCUCGACCUGAGCCCGUCCUCCAGGACCGGCCGGGACGUCUCGGAUCCCGAGACCCACAGCAAGAAGAGAGCCACGCCCACGUCCAAGCCCACUGAGGUAACCACGCCCACCACCAGCGCCCCGCCCAUCAAAGUCACGCCGCCCCCAAUGCCGCCGCUGACCACAGUUGGGGGGUUGAAGGAUCCCAUGGCGUUAGUGUCAAAGGAACCCCGAUUGAUGGGGUCGCCCAUGCCACCGCUGACCACCGUUGGGGGAUUGAAAGACCCCAUGAUGCUCACCUCAAAGGAUCCCCACCUGAUGGGGUCAUCCAUGUUUGAGCACCUGCACCGACAACUCCCCGGAAACAUGGAGAACCAGCUCAGCAUCUUGGCGUCGAAGGAAGUGUUUUUCUCCACGCUGUUCGCCAACCCCGGGGGUCUGCCGCCCCACCCAUCUCAACUGACGCCAUCGCCCCACCCCCACCCGUUUAUUUCACUAUCAGAGAGACAGAUAUCAUUGCAGAACGCGCUGGCGAUUGCUCACGCCAAAGCCGUCAUGGAGCGGUUAUCAUCUAGUCCAUCACAAGCCCCGCACCCACCACGUCACCACCCAAACCACCUCCAACAUCAUCAUCAACAACAGCAACAACGACCCCAGCCCCAACAAAACCAACAAGCCCCAAUCCCUGAACGCGCGCCGACCUUGCAAAACGCUUUGGCCAUCGCCCAGUCAAGGGCGUUAAUCGAACGCGUCAACUCUAGUCAAAUUCUCUCCCCUGCCAUGGACGGCCACCCCAACCACCACUACGGCCGGAAGUUGUUUCCGUGCCCCCAAUGCCGUUACACGACUGACCGGCGGAACAACCUGAAGCGCCACAUGCUGACCAUGCACCAGACCAGCUCUAAGAUGCUCGAGUGCUGCGGCGUCCUCUUCAACACCAAAGCCUCCCUGCGCGAGCACGCCCUCAUCUACCACUACCACGGCUACACCUGCUGCUUCUGCGGACGCCGAUUCUGCCGCAAAGCUCUGCUGAAACGUCACCUUUCCGUCCACAACGGGCAGAAAGAUUUCGUCUGCAACGUCUGCGACUACGCCACGUCACACAAAAGCAACCUGGAGCGUCACCGGAAGGUCCACUCCCGUCAGGAGGACGGCAAGGACGGCGAGGACGAGACCCGUUACCAUGACGACGACACGCGCCACUACCAAGACGACGUCAAGUCGAACGGCAGCGAGGCCGUGAGUCACGACGACGCGAGCAGCGACGAGCUGUCCGUGUGCUCCGACUACGACGACGACGACGACACCGAUGUCGAAAUCAACGUCCACAGCGAUUAGGCGCACGCGCGCGGAGAAAAAAAAAUUCGUUAUUGACAAAACGGUCUUUCAUAGAAAUGAACUCCAUAGAAGAGCCCUUGACGUUUCAGCGUGUCCGACUGCGCAUGUCAGUUGAUCCUGAGGUCAUUGUCACAAUCUCAAUAGUACAUCAUGCAGUAGAAUAGCAUGCACACAACAUAACAUUGGCAACAAUGCCCAACUGUCUGAUUCAAAACAUUUUGUGUACGUUCAUGCAAAGUUUAAUUUGCGUAAUAAAUAGCGCAACAAAAAAAGUCUACUGCUGUUGUUCAUUCCACGGGCAAAAAAAGAAUUUCCCCACCCAACACAACUUAAACCCAUUGACAGGAGAAUGCUGUAAACAAGGGACUGAACUCUCGACAAAGGAAAACUGAGACAGCUGUCGGCAGACGACACUGAUACCUCACUUCCGCUACAAUAAACAGCCAAUGGCACACACACACACACACACACACACACACACACACACACACACACAAAGUUCGUUGACAAAGGUGUUAAAAUGACGCUGAACUGAACAAUUCUUUUAAGUCAGAAUGAUGUUUAUAUUAAUAUACUUUAUAAAUGAUAAAAUUGACCAAAUAUUUUAUUUAAACUUUAUAAUUUUUAUUUUUAAAAAAUUUGAUUAAUUGCAUUGAUUACUUUUGUGUGUGGUAUGUUUUAUAGUAAACGAAUAGUCUUAUAGUCAUAGAGUUUGUAUAGUUACAAUAUAGACCAUUAGAUAUGUUUUAUGUAGCCUACACUAUUUAUGCCAUGUGAUAUUUGACAAUUCUUGGCAGGCUUUGUUUUGUCUUGUAUGAAGUAUUGCGUCUUUCGGGUUGGUUUAUAGUUUAUAGUGACGCAAUCAAUUUUAUAGACAUGGACGAAAUUGUGUUUUGUCCAGGUUUGCCUUAGAUUUGAAAACAAAACUAAAAUUAAGCUAAAUCGUAAAACUAUUUCCGAUUUAAUAUGUUACAAAUAUAUGUAUUAAAAUGUGUACAUGCAUAGAACUUUAUAUUUUUAUUUUGAGUCUUCAUAUUUGUACGUGACUCCAUGUGUUUUGUGCACAAAAAGAUGAUGAUAUUUCUAUAUACUCUAGAAGCAUCUGGUUUGUUUCCUUCCCAACUUGUAGCUGUUGAAGUACUAAUUGUAUUUUUUUAAAAUCAAUACUUGAAUGUACAUGAACUGUAACUAAAAAAAAAAUUUUGUGUGAAUGUUUGACAAUGAUAAAUAAAGAUAAACAACAAAGUUUCGCACCUAAAAAAGGAAAGCAACAGAGUCACACAUUUAGUUCUAUACAUUCGUCCGCGUAUGUUUUAACGACUCUAAGAAAAUAUUUUGAAAAUAUUCCAACUCCACCUUAAAGAGUCCAGUCCGUUUGAUGCCACCAGUUUUAAGCUAGUCUCGGUUUCCCUGGCAACUGACUUCUGCGUCUCUACAUUAAUGUACUCACGUGAGGCUAUUUGUAGUAUAUUAAACACAACUACCUGAUAAAAUCUUAGAUAGGGUAGGUAAAGCAGAGUGAAUAUGUUUUAUGUGUGAUUGCUAUUAUCAAUUUUCUUCAGUAAAGCAUGUCCAUAUUUAUAACUCUUCAUAAUUCAUGUCUGUAAACAAACAGAUAAAACUUGUUUAUCUUUAAAGCAGAAAAAAAAAAACAAUUGUUAUUCAAAUUUCUUUAUUGAAUUGAGAUCAACACAACGUUUAAAAUGUAUCCUUUUGUCUGUAGUAAUACGAUAUUUAAAAAAAAAACUUUGUGUUAAGAUUUUACACAAACCCACAUCACACGAACAUGACUUUUCAAAAUAGGAGGUGAUGCUAAAGAGAUAUAAGCUUUAUCACAAUUGUUCAUUCAAAAACUA
Molecule: messenger RNA, 3948 nt
Organism: Physella acuta
Lineage: Eukaryota; Metazoa; Mollusca; Gastropoda; Physidae
Product: fez family zinc finger protein 2-like
Biological process (GO): positive regulation of transcription by RNA polymerase II
Cellular component (GO): nucleus
Source: RefSeq, a predicted model, not a curated record